CUCCCUCACUCCUCCCUCUCUCUCAUCCAAGUUUUUUUUGACCGUAAAUAGCUCGUCCUCCCCGUAUAAUCAAACUCAUGGCUGUAGCUCAGCUUGUAAGACAGGGAAGAAGAUAGGAGAUCUGGAGGGAGGGGUCCCGGCAGACAUGGGUGAUCGAGAGCCUGGCUCAGGUGGGAACGAACUGAAAAGACACCUUGCCAAGAGCCAGUGCAGUCAGAAGAGGCCUUUGUUGUACUCCUGCUUCCAUUUCCUGCUCUUGCUUUGUCUGGUGCUCUUCCUCGUGAGUUACACUCUCUCCAGCAGAUCUCUGGGAUGGUGGGAGAAGUUUCCACUCCAUAUGCACUACCAGAGGAUUUUUAAUUGGUCCCAUCCUGUUAUCCUAACUACUAAUGUCAAUCCAAGACACAGAUUUAAAUUAAAUGAAAUACGUGAAACCACAGCAAGCCCUACCAUACCACCUACUGUACCACCUACUGUACCACCUACUAUACCACCUACCAUACCACCCACUUUACCAGCUACUGUACCAGCUACUGUACCACCUACUGUACCACCCACCAUACCACCCACUUUACCAGCUACUGUACCACCUACUGUACCACCCACCAUACCACCCACUUUACCAGCUACUGUACCACCUACAGGUGUUCAGUACCACCAAGCCUACCCUCGCAACUACCACUUUAUUAUGGAUAACACAGAGGUGUGCAAGACCAAGACCCCUUUCCUGGUCCUGAUGGUUCCAGUGGCACCAAAUAACGUGGUAGCUCGGGACGCCAUCCGGCAGACAUGGGGCAACGAGAGCCUGGUUCAGGGUGAGGUGGUGCUCACACUCUUCAUGUUGGGCGCCUCUGGAGGAGCUGAUGCCGAGCAGCUAAAGGAGAAAGUCAAACAGGAGAAUCUGCAGCACCACGACCUGAUUCAGAGUGACUUCAUGGACACUUACCUCAAUCUGACCAUCAAGACCAUGGUGAUUAUGGAGUGGCUGGCUACACGCUGCUCUACAGCAGCAUACGCCAUGAAGAUUGACUCAGACAUGUUCCUAAACAUUGACAACUUGGUGAUCAUGCUAAAGAAGCCAGGCAUUCCCAAGCAGAAUUACCUGACAGGGAUGCUUAUGUGGAACAGGCCGGUCGUGCGUUCAAAGAACUCCAAGUGGUACGUCUCUGAGGAGUUGUAUCCAGAAUCCACAUACCCGACCUACACUCUGGGCAUGGGAUAUGUCUUCUCCAACGAUCUUCCAGUUAAAUUUGUGGAGGCUUCGAAAUCAAUCAAACCCUUUAACAUAGAGGAUGCUUACAUUGGAAUGUGCAUGAAAAACCUGGGGCUUUCUCCCACAUCGCCGCCAAAUCCCUCUCAGUUCAAGGCUUAUAAUGUAAAAUAUAAUCGUUGUGAAUACUCCAAGAUCAUCACCUACAUUCUUGGGAGUUCAAAAGAGUUGGUGAACUACUGGACAGACUUGAAAAAGCCUGAACCACCGUGUUAGGACAACGAUGCACUGAUAAAUCACAUGGGUGGAUUUGGAGGUUAAUUUAUCUAUAGAUUUCAGGCUCAUUUCAGAAAUGACAACUGAGAUUAUGGUAUUGAAAUGGUAAAAUGGUGAAAAGAAGCCUUUAUUUAAAAUUUUGUGUAUUUAAAAAAGUGAAGGGUGUGUGUGUUUUUUUGUUGUUGUAGCUUCUGAUAUGUGAAGUGGAAAUAUGCGUGAGUGGAAGUAAAGGUACCCUGUGGAUUUAAA
This is a messenger RNA of Scatophagus argus, 1735 nucleotides long. Its product is annotated as beta-1,3-galactosyltransferase 2-like. The coding region runs from base 146 to 1486 and encodes 446 amino acids. Gene Ontology annotation, molecular function: N-acetyl-beta-D-glucosaminide beta-(1,3)-galactosyltransferase activity. The transcript is spliced from 2 exons. Lineage: Eukaryota; Metazoa; Chordata; Actinopteri; Scatophagidae. Gene Ontology annotation, cellular component: membrane. The record is from RefSeq and is a predicted model, not a curated record.